Dujonia railenensis is the source of this 1320-nucleotide messenger RNA. Lineage: Eukaryota; Fungi; Ascomycota; Pichiomycetes; Serinales; Debaryomycetaceae. The record is from the annotation of a GenBank genome assembly.
AUGUCGAUCAAGGAAUUUGUAUCUAUAGCAUUCACCUCAAAGGAAUUAACUACGAGACAAAAAUGGAUACUUGGGCUCAUUAACCUUUCAUCUGUUGUCGUGUUUUGGGUGCUAUCUUCAUUUCUAGUGAAUGAUCUAUUCGAGACUGAUAUAUACAGAAAGCCGUUCUUCAUAACCUAUAUCAACACUGGAUGUUUUGCCUUCUACCUCAUCCCAUAUUUAUACCACGAAGAUAUACUGUUAAGAGAGUUUAUCAGGAGAGUAAGGGAAAGCUAUGAUAAGGAAAGAAGACAGAGCAUCGACAAAUUGCUGUACAUCAGGUUGUCAAGUAAUUUGGAAUCGUCUAGUUACGGGUCUAGUGACCAUUUAUCAGCGUUAGAGCUGCAGACUCCUCCUUCCAUCAAUAACCAGCUAGGAGGACUUAGCGUAGCUGGUUCCAAUCGUGCCGUAUUUGAAAGUUUGGGAACAGACUCACCACCAUCUGGAAUAUCCACACCUAUUGAACAGAGUGAUACCAAUAAUACUACGAACAAUCUGAGCGAAGUUUUAUAUGACAUUCCCCUUUAUGAAACUAUCAAGCUCUCACUUCAAUUUUCAAUACUUUGGUUCUCGGCCAAUCUCGUCACCAAUGCUUCACUUUCAUACACUUCCGUGGCGUCUCAAACAAUCCUUUCCUCCAGUUCAUCUUUCUUUACCCUAAUUGUGGGUUACAUCUGUUCGGUAGAGAAGAUUAACACAAACAAAGUAGUUGGACUUAUACUUUCCUUCAUUGGAGUUAUUAUAGUGACCAAAAUUGAUUCUAACGAUCCACCGUCUUCAAUAUCACCCCUUUCUACCCUCUGGGGUAACUUAUUGGCCCUUGGUGGUGCCCUUUUCUACGGAGUCUACACCAUUUUACUCAAGUUUAAAGUCAUGAUCAAAAACUCCAAAAAGGAAAGGGUGUUGAACACGCAUUUGUUUUUUGCAUUCGUUGGUAUCUUCACCCUUGUGCUCUUAUGGCCAAUACUCUUCAUUUUGAACUUUACUGGUCAUGAAAAGUUUGAGUUACCUAAGACGUCGUACGUGUAUACCUUAUUGCUUAUCAAUGCCUUGAUAACGUUUGUGUCAGACUUGUGUUGGUGUAAGGCAGUUUUGUUGACCAGUCCAUUAACUGUGACCGUUGGAUUGUCGAUGACUAUCCCCUUGGCAAUGAUCGGAGACUGGCUCAUUAAAGGUUUCACAGUGAACUUUCUUUACUUACUAGGUGCUACAGUGGUCACCGUUGGGUUUUUGAUCAUUAACAAGGAUGAAGAGGGAGAUUUCGUCCGUGAAGAUAACUAA